AAUUUCUACAACCCUUAUCUAUUUACCCUUUAAAUUUACGUUCUUUACUGUUAUUUCAAGCAAAUUUAUGCAAAUCAUAAACUUUUUUUUUUUUAAUAGCAUGUACUAUCAUUGAGCCGUUUAGGCGAGAUAGACUGAAAUUCUAGUUUGGGACUGGGGAAUCUUGUUGAGUUGUUGUAUCUGAUGAUAGUGUGUAAGAAUGGCUUUGAAUUUGGAGGCUGUACAAGCAACUCCACGAAAACGUGAUCCAGCUUGGAAGCAUUGCCAAAUUUAUAAGAACGGGGAUAAUGUUCAUCUCAGGUGCAUAUACUGUGGGAAGAUAUUUAGUGGGGGUGGGAUUCAUAGGGUUAAAGAACAUCUGGCUGGUCAGAAGGGUAAUGGCUCAACUUGUACCCUAGUUGAGCCUGAUAUUCGGCUUGAAAUGCAAGAGUGCUUGAGUGCAGUGGUGAGGAGUAAGAAGCACAAACAUGGUGAGGAGUUAGAUACAGUUGAUCCCAGUACUAGUGAAAUUGGGAAUGACCAAUGUGGAUUGAAUACAGAAAUUGAAUUGUCUCCUAUGUGUUCUCAAAAGCGUGAUCCGGCUUGGAAGCAUUGUCAGGUGUGUAAAGAUGGGGAUAAGGUUUAUCUCGAGUGUAUAUAUUGUGGGAAGGUAUUUAAAGGAGGUGGGAUUUACAGGGUUAAAGAACAUUUGGCUGGUCAGAAGGGUAAUGGCUCGACUUGUUUGAGAGUUCAGCCUGAUGUUCGGCUUGCAAUGCAAGAGUACUUGAAUGCGGGACUAAUGAAGAGUAAGAAGCAUAAACAUACUGAGGAGAUAAACACUGGUGAAAUUGGUGUUUUGAGUGACCAAUGUGGAUUGAACACAGAAGCUGAAUGGUCUUCAGUAAGUCCACAAAAACGCGAUCCAGCUUGGAAGCAUUGUCAAAUGUAUAAAGAUGGGGAUAAGGUUUAUCUCAAGUGUAUAUACUGUGGGAAGGUAUUUAAAGGAGGUGGGAUUUACAGGGUUAAAGAACAUUUGGCUGGUCAGAAGGGUAACGGUUCAACUUGUUUGAGAGUUCAGCCUGAUGUUCGGGCUUCAAUGUUAGAGAGGCUGAAUGAAGUUGUAAUGAAGAGUAAGAAGCGAAAACUUGCUGACAAGAUGAAUACUGAUGAUGCCAGUACUAGUGGAGUUGCUGCUUUAAGCGAUCAAUGUUGGUUGAACGUGGAAGUGGAAUCACUUCAAGUGCCAGAUAUGCUUGAACAGAAUGGCAGUAUGUUUGUUAGUCAAGAAGAAGGAAAGAACAGUAAGCUGCCAGGUAGGAAGACGGGGAACAUUAGGAAUGUGUCUCCGUCUGGAGAUGCUACUCUGUUGGCUCGACCUAUUAACCAGGCCGUGAAUUCAAAAAGGAUAAACAAUGAAGUUCAUAUGGCAAUAGCUUGGUUCCUGCUUGACGCUGGGGUGCCCUUUGAGGCUGUAAAUUCGGCUUAUUUCCAACCUAUGAUUGAUGCAAUUGCUUCCCAAGGAAUCGGGGUUGCUGGCCCCUCUUACCAUGAACUGAGAAGCUGGAUUUUAAACAAUUCAGUUCAAGAGCUCAAGAAUGAAAUUGGCCAAUGCACAGGCACAUGGGCGACAACUGGCUGUUCUGUUUUCGUUGAUGAGUGGGAAACCGAGAAGGGCAAAUCAUUUAUAAACUUCUCAGUUUACUGUCCGGAAAGGACAAUCUUCUUGAGAUCUGUGGACGUAUCUAACAUCAUCAACUCUGAUGGUGCUCUUUUUCAAUUGCUUAAGGAGGUAGUGGAAGAAGUCGGUGUUACAAACUUAUUGCAGGUAGUUACCGGCUGUGAAGAUAGAUAUGUCGAUGCUGGUAAAAGACUUACCGAUGCUUACCCUACAAUUUUCUGGACUCCUUGUGCUGCACAGUGCAUAGAUUUGAUGCUCGAGGAUAUCAAAAGGCUUGAAUGGGUAAAUGUAGUACUUGAACAAGCCAAAGCUAUAUCAAUCUUUAUCUACAAUCAUAGUUUUGUUUUAAAUAUGAUGAGGCGGUACACUUUAGGAGUUGAUUUAGUUGACUUGGGGGCUACUCGCUCUGCAACUGAUUUUUUGACGAUAAAAAGAAUGGUAAAUAUGAAACACAAUUUGCAGUCAAUGGUUACUUCAGAGGAAUGGAUGGAGAGCCCAUAUACAAAGAAACCAAAGGGAUCUGAGGUGCUAGAUUUUAUAAGCAAUCAGUACUUUUGGUCCAGUUGCACCUUGAUUACCCGCUUGACAGACCCCCUCUUGCGACUCUUGAGGAUAGUUGGUAGUGCAAAGAAGCCGGCUAUGGGGUAUGUUUAUGCAGGUCUUUACCGAGCAAAAGAAACUAUUAAGAAAGAACUUAUUGACAAGGAGUACUCAGAGUACUGGAAUAUUAUAGACCACAGGUGGAGACAUCUUCGGCACCAUCCUCUUCACGCUUCAGGCUUUUACCUCAAUCCCAGGUUCUUCUAUAGCACCGAGGAGGAUGUGCAACAUCGUAUUAGGUCACUAGUAUAUGAUUGUGUAGAGAAAUUGGUUCCCGAUCCAAAUGUUCAGGACAAAAUUGUUAUAGAGACUACUGCUUACCAAAAAGCCGCUGGAGAGUUUGGACGGGAUAUGGCAAUUCGUGCUAGAGAGACUCUACUUCCUGGUGAGUGGUGGUCAGCAUUCGGUGGAGGCUGCCCGAAUUUGGCUCAGUUUGCCAUCCGAAUUCUCAGUCAGACGUGUAGUUUGAUAAGCGGGAAGCCAAGCAGAGAUCUUUCUGAGUGGAUAAACAGAACAACGAACUGCUUAGAGCAUCGAAGGCUCAACGAUCUUGUUCUUGUACAGUCCAAUUUACGCCUGAGGGGAGAAAUGAACAGAGCACAGAGUCAUAUGGAUCCCAUUGCAUAUGAAAACAUAGCACUUGCAGGAGACUGGGUUUCAGGGAGGGAGCUAUUCCCAGGGGAAUUGGGGUGUACAGAUUGGACCGUGGUCGAUCCGCCAUUGGGCAACGGGGUGCUCUCGGGGCCAGAAAUCGAUGACGCUGAAGCAUUGGGCUCAGGGUUUAAGGAUCAUGAAGUUCUGGAUUUUUGAUGGGGUGAAAGAUUGUGAAGAAGAUUUGCUUCCAGCGACAAGGGGUUCGUUCCCAGCCACGAAUAUUAGAAGUUUGGGUUUGACAUUAGUUAUUUGUGCGUAGAAGUGUACAUUAUUGACUUGAUUUACCUUCUCAUAGGGUUCAAGAUAUAGUUUGACGAAGCCGAGAAAUUAAAAAAUAAAAUAAUAAAAAAUGUAUAGUGGGUUUACCCAUACCAUUUUUGUAUAGAGUAUUAUUAGAUGCAUAAAAAGCAUAUUAUAUAGUAUGAACUCGUUUUAUAUUGUAAAAUUUUCAAGUCGAGACAAUUUGAAAUGUAAAGUUAUUCUUAUGGUUAA
Ipomoea triloba (trilobed morning glory) is the source of this 3403-nucleotide messenger RNA. RefSeq lists its product as uncharacterized. The coding region runs from base 200 to 3067 and encodes 955 amino acids. Gene Ontology annotation, molecular function: protein dimerization activity; DNA binding. NCBI's taxonomy places the organism in Eukaryota, Viridiplantae, Streptophyta, Magnoliopsida, Solanales, Convolvulaceae. The transcript has 4 exons. The record is from RefSeq and is a predicted model, not a curated record.